Messenger RNA from Colletotrichum fioriniae, 1875 nucleotides. The record is from RefSeq and is a predicted model, not a curated record. NCBI's taxonomy places the organism in Eukaryota, Fungi, Ascomycota, Sordariomycetes, Glomerellales, Glomerellaceae.
AUGGACGCCGUGCGCGGAGACCAGCAUAAAGUACUCGCUGAGCAGUUCACCAAGCUCACCCACGACGAUGGAUCUCCCGAUAUAGCACUCCGGCACGCCAACCUGGACAAUCUCGUCUCGUGCCUGACGCCAUGGGAACUCCUGUACCUCACGCAACUAACACGGAAAAGCCCAGCCAAACUUGCAGAAAUGCAGAAUCUUCCAGAAGAAGUAGUCGCCAUGAUAUCCCGGCAUCUGCGCCUUGGAGACGCAAUAAAGUGCACCCAAGUUUCCAAACCGUGGCGGCAAAAAUGGACUUGUCACACGGUCGUCAAUGAUAUUGCCCACGUCUGCUUCCCGGGAUUGACGGCGGCGUUCCCAGAUACGCCGGCUUGGGAUCUUUUGCGCCCUAUUGCCCAAAAAGCCACAGCCCGUAACCAAGGCAAAAUCACUUCCUGGCUCUCUAUCAGGACUGCCGACGUGCCUCUGCUGGAAUGCACCGCCCUGAAGUACGAUGAUCUCAGCCUUGAAUUUGCAAAGUCUAAUCCCACAGCCACGCCUUCGAGAUUCUUCAGGAAGGAUAACUGGGACUCGAGGUCCUGGCGCGGUUUCGCUUACUCUCAUGGAAAAGUCGCCUGGCAGUGGGAUUCCUACCGUUUCUUCGUUGACGACAUUCGAGCCAUGACCAGGAAGCUCGUUUCACCGCCCGAUCUCGUGGUAAGGGGAGAUAAGGACUUCAUCGUGUAUGCCAUGACGGAGAAUCUCUUGAUUCUAGCAAAUCAAAUCACCAUGAGGGCUCUUAUUGUAUAUGAUCUUAAUAAGGGUGAGCACCGUCGUGUUACCCUCCCUAACCGCAUGUUGGACCUGCAAGCCCACAAAGACACAUUCGCCAUCAAUUUCUCCAUCGACUACUGUACCUAUCGCCAAGAUGACUCCGCAACCCCGCCUCAUGUCUGGAACUGGUCUACUGGUCUUGUUAAGCUUGACGUCCCUGGCUCUCCAGCGACCGAGGAACCACGCCGCUACAGCUAUGCAUGGGACGAGCACAAUGACGAAGGCGCGGAUUGUAACAACGGGGUCAUCUUUCACCCAACGAAACCUCACAUUCUCUACUUCAAUACUGCCAUCUUCAAGAGCGGACUGCCCGGUGGAAAGACUAAGAUCGUCAAGGCGCCCAGUCUUCCCCUGAUAACGAUCAAUUUCAAUACGACGACGGAGUCAUUUGUGGUCGAAAAAAGGGUCCUCAGCGGCAUGCGGAGGCCGAUAUGGGAGCAUGCUGCUGGCGAACCAGCACAAGCCGGCGGUAUCUCGUGGAACGACUCAGUGUAUUACAUUCAAAAUAAAGAUUGCCGUCUCCGCGCGGAAUUCGAACCUCGAUGGAGGCACCGUUUCGAAGGCAAGGGCCAAAGAUCAAUUUGCAUUGCCAACAAAACAUCAACGUUUGUUUUGGAGACCAAGAACCUCUGGUUUAAAGAGCCCGGCCGCGGUGCUCGCCGCGAGAGAUUUCGAAGCAUCGCGGUGGACGACGACUUCGUGGUCGGCCUUUCAAGACGGAGCUACGUCGUGUAUAACUUUGGCGACCCGAGUUUGAAAGGAGGGCCCUGGUCCGAGCCCCAUAAAGUGCAGCGUUACACGAUGAAGGACUUGGAUUGUCCGAAGCGGGGGUGCCCGGGGCCGGAUGAGUCGCGGCUGUGCCCGGUUUGCAGCGAUAUCACUCUCAGCAGCCUUUGGGGCCAUCAUGCUGAUAACGAAAGUCCUGAUGUCUCUUCGGACGAAGACGAGGAGAGCUCGGAAGGCGUGCUUUCCGAACCAGAGCAUUGGGCUGGAGACUCCAACGAGGCGGACGAGGGCUGGGAAACCUCGGAGUACGGCGACGGCUAUGGCUACAGUUACUAG